CGGCCUUUCCCCACCCACCCCACGAGGAAGCAAAUCGUCCUAACCCUAAUCUCCGUGUUCCUCCCCGCCGCCAGCCUCAGCGAAAUAAUGGCAACUGACGGCAACCUUAGCGAAGUGCCCCUCCCCAUGCAAACCCUGCCGGUAAGGUUCGGAUCUGUUGAGGACAGGCAGCAGCGGAAAGAGAGGACGGGGGACCUCACACCACCCCCGCCGGUAAAGAUCAGAUCCGUUGAGGCAAAAGGGCAGACGCCACCUUCCGCGGGUUUGCCUGCUGAGGAGAAGCCACCUUCUGACCUGUGUGCUGCUUCCUACGGACCGUUACAGCCCAAAGAGGUUCCCAAUCCUUGUUCGGAUACCGACCAUGUUAUGGCCUGGAGGCAUUUCCGUUUGCCUACACCAGUCUAUGUCAGAGUGGAUCGUUCAGGAGUUUAUCACUCAUAUCCAGAGCUGCCAGGUGGGCCGUUCGAGAGCCUUGAUGCAUUUGAAAGUGCUUUCCAUACCUAUGCUCGUGGCCGUAGCACUGACACGUCCAAGGAAACGAAUAAGGAGCGUCUUAUACGAGAAUCUCUUGAGUGGUCAGAUGGUACGAGGAAGGUCGCCACAAGUUUGCAAAUAGCUGAGAGGGAAACUAACAAUGUGCAGAGACUGGUUAAAGCUUUACUGGACAAGAAGAACGAAGAUCAGGAUUUGAAGUAUGAACUCGAACAUAUUGUUCAUUGGCAAUUAAUCUGUGAAGGUCCCAAUGCAUGGUACUAUCAUUUCAAUAUCACUAUGAAAACUAAAGGAGUUAAUGAUGAUGCGGGCAGUGUCAAUCUAUUUUUCGCUGAAGCCACACGUGUUCAGAGGGAUACGCCAGGAUAUUUUCUCUGCUGUUUCUGCAGGAUUGACCCUAACGGCAAGGAUGUUAAAUGUCAUGGUUGUACGGACAAUGGAAGUAUUCAUAUGAAGCACCCCUCUACUCAUUUUCAUUGCGGCCAAACUGAUCUCUCCUUUGGUUAUGAUGCCUGUAACGAUGAGGUGUGUUGCAACGCCAAAAAGAUGGAAGACGACGAUGAAGAAGAGGAACUGAGAGAAGAGGAGGAAAGGAUAAGAGAGUCCUUCGAUUAUCUUGACGAUGUGGAACUUAUGGAGAAACUCCGCAAGAAACGUGCUGAGCUCUUAGCCCUACAUUCCAAAAUCCAGGAGGAUGAAGAAGCGGCCUGUAAAGACUGAAGAGUGGAGAUGCCCCUGCUUAUUAUCACAUGUUUUCAUUUAUGUUGGUAUUUUGAACUCAGUGGAGCUUGCGAGUAAUUGUUGUUAUGAUGUUUGUGUACUGUCAUAUGUGAAGAAGGCUUGAAGACUUGUCCAAAUGCUUGUGUUUUUAUUAUGUAUGUGGAGUAGCUUAUUUGUGUACAAAUUCACAUUGCCGAUCCCUAUUCUUUCCUCUCUCGUGGAUUAUGAGGUUUUCGUACGUUGAAAUCUUAUCUUAUACUCUCUUUUGUGGCU
Molecule: messenger RNA, 1485 nt
Organism: Triticum dicoccoides
Lineage: Eukaryota; Viridiplantae; Streptophyta; Magnoliopsida; Poales; Poaceae
Exons: 10
Coding region: 88-1212 (374 amino acids)
Source: RefSeq, a predicted model, not a curated record